UCCAAACUCCAAAGAAUGUUCUCCAGAGUCCACAAUCCAGAGUGUUCUUCACCGUGAAGACCAUGGAGUCUUCACAGUGACGGACUCGCAACGUCCAAAACGGUGGAAAGUCUACGCCGUAAAUCUCCUCGCGGCUUCCUUCCCCAAGCCCUUUGCUGUCGUUGCUGGCCUCACUCAACCCUCGCCACUCGCCACUCACCGCUAGCCUUGCUUAACGCUCGCCGCUCACCGCUAGCCUCGCUCAACUCUUGCCGCUCGCCAGUUGACGCUCGCCCCACUCGAUGCUCGCACUUGCCGCUCGCGCUCGCCACUCGCGUCGGUCGCCUCGCUUAUCGCCGAGGAAAUCAGAAGGAAAAAGAAGAAGCCCUAAUUAGAAACCCUAACGCUCAGCUCGCCCUUGCUUUCCGAACACAACUUGGCUAGUAUUAGUCGCCACUCGCCACUCACCGCUAGCCUUGCUUAACGCUCGCCGCUCGCCGCUAGCCUCGCUCAACUCUUGCCGCUCGCCAGUUAACGCUCGCCCCACUCGAUGCUCGCACUUGCCGCUCACCACUCGCGCCGGUCGCCUUGCUUAUCGCCGAGUAAAUCAGAAGGAAAAAGAAGAAUCCCUAAUUAGAAACCCUAAUGGUAUUUAUAGUUUAGUUGCACAAUGCCGCAUUGUUGAUGGAUGUUCCUAAUCUUGCAGAGUUGGAUGUUCGAUUUGCUUUUUGUGAAGGAACUGAUUUUACUGAGGGACAAUAAGAAUCUGGACCGAAUCGGACAGGGGAUUACUGAUUUGAUAUUGUGGAGAGAUGUCGCGAAAUCGACACUCUGGUUUGGUGUAGGGUCUCUCUGCUUCUUGUCUUCUUGCUUUGCUCAAGGAAUCAGCUUCAGCAUUUUCUCUGCAAUUUGCCAACUGGGGCUUCUCUUGUUGGGGUUAUCUUUCUUCUCCAAUUCCAUCUGUCAAAGGAAUAAUAUUGAGAAGAGGCGUGACAUCCAGUUAAAAGAAGAUGACAUCUUGAGAGUGGCUAGAUUGAUACUUCCUGCUGCUAAUCUCGCAAUUUCAAAGAGGCGAGAGCUUUUCUCGGGAGAGCCAUCCAUGACCCUAAAAGUAGCUCCGUUUCUCCUUCUUGGAGCUGAAUAUGGCCAUCUCAUCACGCUUCGGAGGCUAUGCGCAAUUGGGUUCUUUGUCAGCUUCACCGCCCCGAAACUAUACUUGCGCUAUUCAGCUCGGAUAAGCCAAAAAGUUGAGUGCUCCAAAUGGUGGGUUCUUGAAGCGUGGGUUGCUUGCUCCCACAAGAAAAUCGUGGCCGCAUCAGCAAUCAUGGCCUUCUGGAACCUGACGACUAUAAAAACUCGCUUGCUCACAGCGUUCAUAUCUGUCGUGGUUCUGCGUUACCAUCGACAACAUUCGGGAGCAAAUCUUGAAGUAGCUGCAGAAGCUGAAAAGGAAGAUUUAGCACAGGAGCAGCCGGACAAGGCUAUAGUUGUCGCAGAAAAGAUGUCCUGUGACUAGUGCCGAGGCUUUAUCAGCGACAUCCGAGACACUGUUGUACUGUCCGAGGAGCGUUGUAGAUCUUGCAAUGCGAAAAUGGGUUCUCCCCCUCCGGUGAAUAAUCUGUCUGUAAAACUAAUACCUUUUCUGUAUAAUGUAUAUUCUAUUCAAAUCACUAUGGCUCUUGCAAUUUUGGAAUGCGGGCAUUUAGAUAGACCGUAGAGUUAGGCCUGUUUUUUCCUUCUGUCCUAGUGGCUUAUCUACUGUUGGAGAAGAACCUGGGAAGCUUUGUGUUUGAUCUAGUUAUGUAUAUGCAUGAUGAAAAAAAUUCAUUAGAUCUAGUUAUGUAUAUACAAGACGAAAAAAAAUUAUUGAGAUACUU
Messenger RNA from Eucalyptus grandis, 1856 nucleotides. RefSeq names its product reticulon-like protein B18. The record is from RefSeq and is a predicted model, not a curated record. The transcript has 9 exons. Bases 668 to 1495 code for a protein of 275 amino acids. NCBI's taxonomy places the organism in Eukaryota, Viridiplantae, Streptophyta, Magnoliopsida, Myrtales, Myrtaceae.